AUGUCAUCGGACGAGAUCGUUUGGCAGGUGAUCAACCAGCAAUUCUGCUCGUUCAAGUUAAAGCUAAGCAGCAAAGACCAGACGUUCUGUCGCAAUGAGUACAACCUGACGGGGUUCUGCAACCGGCAGUCCUGCCCGUUGGCCAAUUCCCGCUACGCCACCGUCCGCCCAGACCCCCAGACGGGCGCGCUGUGCCUCUUCAUCAAGACCCCCGAGCGCAACCACCUGCCAUCGAAGUGGUGGGAAAAGAUCCGGCUGCCCAACAACUACGAAAAGGCACUCUUGGCCCUCGACGAGAAACUGCAAUACUGGCCGAAAUUCUACAUCCACAAAUGCAAACAGAGGCUGACGAGGUUGACCCAAGUCAAGAUCCGCGAGAGGAACAUUGCAAAGGAGGAAGUGAGGCUGGGUGAGAAGAACGUCCCCCGAUUGGCUCCCAAGAUUCGGCGGAGGGAGGAGACCAGGGAGCGGAAAGCGGAGAGCGCGGCCAAAGUGGAGAGGGAGAUUGAAAGGGAACUCAUGGAGCGGUUGACCAGCGGCGCGUACGGGGACCGGCCGCUCAAUAUUGAAGAGGGGCUGUGGAGAAAAGUGCUGAGAGGUCUUGAGAGGAAGGAGAAGGGUGAGGAGGUGCUGGAUGACGAGGAGUUGGAAGAGGAGGACGAGAAUGAGGAGGAAGUCGAGGCGGAGGUGGAAUACGUUUCCGAUCUAGAGGAGAGCGAGGAUGAAUUGGAAAGGGAGAUGGAGGACUUUGACGACUGGCUCGGUGGAGAGAGUCCGGAUGAAGAAGACGAAGACCUCACGGAAGAGUCUGGCGAGGGUGAAGAUCAAAGCGAAGACAGCGACGAGGAUGAAAGUGGGGAAGAUGCAUCGGGCAAGAAGAGGAAGCGGCCUACAAGGCAACCGCCUAAGCCACAGAAGAAGCCUCGUGGUCGUGUGGAGAUUGAGUAUGAGACCGAGCUGCCAUUGAAAGAGACGGUGUUGGCUUAG
This is a messenger RNA of Fonsecaea multimorphosa CBS 102226, 987 nucleotides long. RefSeq lists its product as uncharacterized. The record is from RefSeq and is a predicted model, not a curated record. Gene Ontology annotation, biological process: maturation of LSU-rRNA; maturation of 5.8S rRNA. Lineage: Eukaryota; Fungi; Ascomycota; Eurotiomycetes; Chaetothyriales; Herpotrichiellaceae. Gene Ontology annotation, cellular component: preribosome, large subunit precursor; nucleolus. The transcript is spliced from 2 exons. Bases 1 to 987 code for a protein of 328 amino acids.